Messenger RNA from Cinclus cinclus, 2877 nucleotides. RefSeq names its product glycosyltransferase like domain containing 1 (gene QTMAN). The record is from RefSeq and is a predicted model, not a curated record. Bases 310 to 1686 code for a protein of 458 amino acids. Gene Ontology annotation, molecular function: glycosyltransferase activity. Lineage: Eukaryota; Metazoa; Chordata; Aves; Passeriformes; Cinclidae. The transcript is spliced from 11 exons.
GCAGCUGGUGGGAAGAGAGAAGCUGGUGGCCUUCCUCUGUUCCAUCUGUACCUUUGAAAGGACUUCACUGAAUGCAGUGCACAGCAGGAAGAUUGAAAAAUGCUACUACACUCAGGAAAAUUGCACUUUGAAAUCUGUCCAUUGAACUGACGCCGAGAGGAUGGAUUGGAAGAUGUACUGCUCACUACUGAGAUCCAUAGCCAAGAUUCCCAAACUGCUUUCGUGACGACCUGUGAGACAGCACCACCUGCUAUUUUAAUGCUCCCAGUUUUUAAUGCAGAUUUCAGACACUUCUGAAGUACUUUGAAAAUGAGUGUCCUUCUGAUUGAACCCUUUUAUGGUGGCUCCCACAAACAGCUGAUGGAUCUUCUCCAGGAAGAGCUACAAGAAGAUUGUGUCCUCUUCACACUCCCAGCCAAGAAGUGGCAUUGGAAGGCACGGACUUCUGCUCUUUAUUUCAUGCAAACGGUGCCAACAAGUUCUAAUUACAGGAUCCUCUUUGCAAGCUCGGUGCUUAACCUGGCUGAACUUGCUGCCCUCCGACCUGACCUUGGCAAAUUGAAAAAGGUCCUCUACUUCCAUGAGAACCAAUUGGCAUAUCCUGUCCAGAAAAGCCAGGAAAGGGAUUUUCAGUAUGGAUACAACCAGAUUCUUUCUUGUUUGGUUGCUGAUGUUGUGGUGUUCAACUCUGCUUUUAAUAUGGAGUCCUUUCUUAAAUCCAUUGGAAAAUUUAUGAAGCUGAUUCCUGACCACAGACCUAAGGAUUUGGAAAAAAUAAUCAGACCGAAGUGCCAAGUUCUUUAUUUUCCAGUCAGGUUUCCUGAUGUGAGCAGGUUCAUGCCAGAGCAUAAACUUGCCCGUUUGGAAAAGGUAAUUGGUGUUAAAAGGAAUGGAGAUGCUUAUCAGUCCGAGGGGCUGCCUGGCCAGCAGGAGAGCAGGGCUGUAAUGAAAACCAGUGAUGUACAUCCUGAGUCUGGACUUUGUGAGCCCCAGCCUGGACUCUGCACCACACAGCACGAGGGGUUGCCCUCCCCACCAGCUGCCCCAGUCCAGGCUGAAGCACCAGAAAGUACAAAUCCUUGUCAAGGGGAAGAUAAGCAAUGUCUGACUUUUAACCUCUCUAAUAUCUUGAGUGGACUGGACUAUCAGCAACGACCUCUGCACAUUGCCUGGCCUCACAGGUGGGAACAUGACAAAGAUCCUGAAACUUUCUUUAAAGUCCUGAUGAAGCUGAAAGAGCAAGAUCUGUCUUUCCAAGUGUCUGUCCUCGGAGAGACUUUCAGUGAAAUUCCAGAUAUCUUUUCAGAGGCCAGGGAAGUGUUGGGAUCGUCCGUCUUGCACUGGGGGUACUUGCCCAGCAAGGAUGACUAUUUCCAAGCUCUGUGCACAGCUGAUGUUGUCAUCUCCACAGCCAAACACGAAUUCUUUGGUGUGGCAAUGAUCGAGGCUGUGCAUUGUGGCUGUUACCCGCUGUGUCCCAAAGCCUUGGUGUACCCAGAGAUAUUUCCAGCUGAAUAUCUGUAUUCUACACCUGAACAGCUUUUUAAAAGGCUUCAGAAUUUCUGCAAGAGACCAGAUAUUGUAAGGAGACAUCUCUAUAAGGGCGACACGGCCGGGUUUUCUUGGGCAGCGCUCGGCAGUAAAUUCAGGUCUCUGCUCGCAGCAGAACCGAAGGAAGAUUUGUGACAGAUGGGGCUAAGUCACAAACUUGCAGCCUCAGGCAGAAUUGUGGAAGUUUCCAGAGUGUGCCCAUAUUUACCUGAUCAGAGAGAAAAGAAAAUCUGCAGAGGAAGCCGAGCCUGGCUGCUUGUCAUAGCUGACACAGAGCCAUCUGCCACAAACCUGUGGCGGCUUCAGAUCUCCAAUCCCUGCCACCACCCCAGCUCAAAUUAAAUACAGAUUCUUAGAGACGUUAUGAUGGUUACACAUGUCCUCGGCAUCACAUGCAGGAGACUGUUCAAAAAAAAUAUGUGGCCUGUUGUGUAACCGCACUCAUGUAUCCCAUAUGUGGUGCCACAUUGAAUUUCCGGUUGAAUCUGUUUUUAUCCUUUGUACUGGAUGACAUGGUGCCUGAAUUCUUUCUUUUCGCCGACACGAUGGCAGCCAAGCUGCAGCUUCAAACGCUCACACUUGGCUGAGUUUCUACCUAGGUUGCCAGGUUAUCAUUGGAGCCUUAUUGUGUCCUCAAAGGGCCACAGGGCCUGAAAGGAGGAUCCGAAUGCUGCUGGACUAAUUGGGCAGCCAUCUCUGGGUUGUUGGGAGGCAAAGGGCUGCUUGAGCACUUCUCUCUCUCUCUCUCUCUCUCUCUCUCUCUCCUUUUUUUUUUUUUUUUUGCAAAUUAAUGACUCUCUGGCAAAGGGGUUUUUAAGUGAAGGUAUUAAUAAGGGGGUCUGGCAGGUAAUCCCAUGAUUCGUGGAGUUACAUUUGCAUUUAAUUAAUCUUAAAGAAAGCUGAAAGAUAAACAGCUGUAAUUCAAACUAGCAUGGGAAAUAUGCUACAUGGUGCCAUCUAUCCGAUAAAAUGAAAGCCGAGACACUUGUUUUAUUUCUCUCAAGGAUGGAGAACAAACAGAUAACAAUCAAAAUACUUCCAAUAAAAACCAGUAGUUUAAAUGUAAUGGCAGUUCAUCAAGAAUCUUUGCAUCCAGUUGCAAAUACAGUCUUUUAAAGAUAAAUCACUUAUGAUUCCAGUAGUCAAGCUGCAAUAUUUGUUGAUGUAAAAUGUUUUGAAGAUGUAGAUUGUACAAUAAAUUUUUAAUAAAGUGCCCACUGCAAUUUUUAAUUAGCAUAUCUCAUUCAUGUAUAAGUGUGUACAUCUAUCUGUAUGUUUAUCACCGUGCAUAUCCUUGUAUCAGAGUCAAUGAAUGCAAUUGUGUCU